AUUAUUGCUGUUGUUGUUGUUAUUAUUAUUGUCGUACUUGCUUGCUUUCUGAGCUUAACUGUUCGGCGGCGAGUUAAGUAAUUGUGGGCUUUUGACUUCAGUUGCUAUUACACAGCGAACGCGUCCGUAUGUCAUACGUUAGGUGGCGCUGUGUAUUUGUUUUCCUUUUGUGCCUUAAUUCUUUUUUUUUCGUUUUAUUAUAAAGCAAAUGUUAUGCGUGUAGAUCGAAAGUUCGAAUUAUGUGUAUGUUUUUAUAUGUAUGUCUAUGUGUGCUUAAAAUGCGUAUGUAACCUUUUAACUUAAAUUUCGCAUUCAAAGAAGAAAUUUUAGUUGGAAAACAAAGAAAGAAGAAAAUAAUAAAUAAAUAAACCAAAAAACAAAAAAAAAACAAAUAAACAAAAAAAAAAAAAAUAAGUGAAAGUUCUUUGAAUACACGAGUGGAAUGAAGUGCCUUGAAAGUUUAAUAAAUUAAAAACACAAUAAUAAUAAAUACGAGACCAUUAAAAAUAAAUGCAAAAGCAACGGUUCAAAGAUUUCCGUUGAAGUUAAAAUAAUUUGAAUCUUCGAAAAGACAAAGAAGAAAAAGAACUUGAAAACUUUGAUAUAAAUUAAAAAAAAAAAUUAUACUCACUUGUUACCUAACACACAUGGUGGCAUCUCGCGUCUUUUAUUAGCUACUAUAAUGUAAAAUGCCUAUUUGUGCUUACCCUCAAGUAAGAAUUUAUGAAGACUUUGACAAAAUGAAUGCUAAGGAAGUGUAUUUUAAUGAAGCCGGUAAAAAGGUGACGGUGAAGUUACUCCACUUUCCCGAGGUACCGCCUGAGGAGGUGGAUAAGUUGAAAUUCGAAGAAAUCGAGAAAGAGCAACAGAACAUAAUUAAUGGCAACAAUCCUAAUUUUUACACGUUGACCACUGAACGAGAAAUAAAAUGCGAUGAAGAAGACGAAGACGAUGAAGAUGAAGAUGAAGAUGAAGAGACUAUAAUUACUUCGGAACAAGAAGAAGAUGAGGAAAACGCAGCCGACGAAGAUGAGGCAGAAGAAGCCGCCAUCUGUAAGAAAACUCAACGUAAAAAGUCGGUGGGCAAUCCGUUCUUAAGUCGUAAAGUUAGUAUGGCUUUUGCUCAGGCCCAUGGCUUAGCAAUGAAUAAUCUUUCACCUGUUGGCGGCCGUAAUGAUAAUUACGGUAGCGACAGCGGUGGCGGCAAUAUUGACACCAGUAGCGCCGGCGUUCUACCUAAGACUCCACCGCCCACGCCCACCAUAAUGAUACCACCAAAAAGUUUUGGUGUAGAAGCUAUUGCCGAUAAAUUUUUAGCUUUGCGUAAAUCAGUUCUUUUAAAUCGUCGUUCACCUUCCCCGAAUGGUUUAAAUAGCUUGUGUCCCGGCUACGUACAAUACUCGAAGUCAUUAUUAGAGGUUCCGCUGCCCCGUGAUUACGGUUAUGCAUCUAGCGACGACUUAAGCUCAGAAUGGGAAUCGGAUGCGAAUGCUACCAGCUCUAGCAGCAAUCACCAAAUAAAGAAGCCCUCUGGUUGGCGGAAAAUACGAAACAUUGUACAGUGGACUCCGUUCUUUCAAACGUAUAAAAAGCAACGCUACCCUUGGGUACAAUUAGCUGGACAUCAAGGUAAUUUCAAGGCUGGGCCUGAGCAAGGUACCGUUUUAAAGAAACUAUGCCCGAAAGAAGAAGAUUGCUUUCAAGUGCUUAUGAAAGACGUUUUACGACCUUAUGUGCCCCAAUAUAAGGGACAGGUUACCAGCGAGGAUGGUGAAUUGUAUUUGCAGUUGCAGGACUUGUUAAGCGAUUUCUAUCAACCUUGUGUGAUGGAUUGUAAAAUUGGUGUACGCACUUAUUUAGAGGAAGAAUUAUCCAAGGCCAAGGAAAAACCUAAAUUGCGUAAAGAUAUGUAUGAGAAAAUGAUACAAAUUGACCCAAAUGCUCCCACUGAUGAAGAGCAUAGAGCUAAAGGAGUUACUAAGCCCCGUUAUAUGGUGUGGCGGGAGACCAUAUCAAGUACCGCUACUUUGGGUUUCCGCAUUGAAGGCAUUAAGAAAAGCGAUGGAACAAGUUCGAAAGAUUUUAAAACAACAAAAUCUCGUGAACAAAUUAAGAAAGCAUUUUACGAAUUCAUUGAAGGCUUUUCUCAUGCUUUGCCGCGUUAUUUGCAACGUUUGCGUGUCAUACGUGCUACUCUAGAGUGCUCGGAUUUUUUUCGCAGUCACGAAGUAAUCGGAAGUUCAUUGUUAUUCGUACACGAUCGUAAGCAUGCCAGUGCUUGGUUAAUUGAUUUUGCUAAAACCGUUCAAUUACCGGAGAAUCAUCAAAUUAAUCAUUUUACUACUUGGAAAGUUGGUAAUCGUGAGGAUGGCUAUCUUAUCGGUAUUAAUAAUCUUAUCGAUAUUUUUGAUGAAAUGGACGCGGAAAUAAUGGCAGCAUCUACAGUCUCCGAUUCGCCUGUAAGUACUGCAAAUACUUCUUCCGGCUCCUCAUCAGCUUCUAUGUCGCCUAAGAGACCGACUUGUGAAGCGAACGAAGAAAUGGGCGAUCAACAACCCGUUAAAUCGGGAACAUCUCAUGUCUUGAAUAUCGCGCCACCGGAACCUUCCGAAGGUAGAGCUAUAUCAUACAGCGACGGGGAUGCCGGUUGCGGUGACCAUAAAAGCUUGAAAGGAAGAAAAGAGCAAAAUUGAUUUCUUUUACAACAAAAACAUAUUCGGAAGCAGAUAAAAACAUUCAGAUAAAUGUAUUUUGUACGCAGUGUUUUUUGCAUGUUUUAAAAGCGAUUUAAGUGAAUAAGAAAAAUUAAUGCAAUUUUAUUAAAAUGUUUUUGUUUAA
Molecule: messenger RNA, 2838 nt
Organism: Glossina fuscipes
Lineage: Eukaryota; Metazoa; Arthropoda; Insecta; Diptera; Glossinidae
Product: inositol-trisphosphate 3-kinase A-like
Exons: 6
Coding region: 690-2693 (667 amino acids)
Biological process (GO): inositol phosphate biosynthetic process
Cellular component (GO): nucleus; cytoplasm
Molecular function (GO): inositol tetrakisphosphate kinase activity; inositol-1,4,5-trisphosphate 3-kinase activity
Source: RefSeq, a predicted model, not a curated record